AUAGAAUAGGUUCGAAUUUCUUAAUCAACGGUUAUGAAAAUGUUGAGCACAAAAAUAUUGAAGAAAAUGACCUGCCUAAAUCGCGGAAAUUCAAUAUUUCAGAAAUUAAUACCUUCCACGUGUUCGCAUGGAAACCUCGAUAAAUCCGCCCACACCGAUAUUCCAAAACCGAAUUUUCAAGAAUUCCGGAGGAAGUCGAUCGAGGAUCCAAACAUUCCAGCAUCUCAAAGUGCGGCCGAACGUAAAGGGCUUUCCCAUUUCGCGUCUUUUGUUGCAGGGGUGGGAUUAAUGUACGCCAUCAAAGGCCAUGGCUUGCAUUACUUGUAUUACAUGUCGCCGGCCCGUGACAUAUUGGCAACUGCCCAGACCGAAGUAAAUAUUAGCGAAAUCCCAGAAGGGAAAUCUAUGGUGGUGAAAUGGCGAGGGAAGCCCGUUCAAAUAAUUCACAGAACGCAAGCACAUAUCGACCAGGAAAGGGCCAUCAGGGUGGCCGAUCUGAGAGAUCCCCAAACGGACGAGGAGCGGGUCCAACGCCCUGAAUGGCUGGUGGUAAUUGCUAUUUGCACGCAUCUAGGAUGCAUUCCUAUUGCUGGUGCUGGGUCCGUAAGUGGAGGAUUCUUUUGCCCAUGCCAUGGAUCUCAUUUCGACGCCGCAGGACGAGUUCGUAAAGGUCCUGCUCCUUACAACCUGGAGGUCCCGCCAUACUCGUUCGUCGACGACUCCAACAUACUCAUCGGCUGAAAAUAUCCGAUGGCAGUACUUUA
Molecule: messenger RNA, 764 nt
Organism: Orussus abietinus
Lineage: Eukaryota; Metazoa; Arthropoda; Insecta; Hymenoptera; Orussidae
Product: ubiquinol-cytochrome c reductase iron-sulfur subunit-like
Exons: 4
Coding region: 34-741 (235 amino acids)
Biological process (GO): mitochondrial electron transport, ubiquinol to cytochrome c
Cellular component (GO): membrane
Molecular function (GO): 2 iron, 2 sulfur cluster binding; quinol-cytochrome-c reductase activity
Source: RefSeq, a predicted model, not a curated record